This is a messenger RNA of Ochotona curzoniae (black-lipped pika), 4289 nucleotides long. RefSeq names its product TAO kinase 3 (gene TAOK3). Gene Ontology annotation, biological process: execution phase of apoptosis; protein phosphorylation. Gene Ontology annotation, molecular function: ATP binding; protein kinase activity. Bases 1287 to 3983 code for a protein of 898 amino acids. The record is from RefSeq and is a predicted model, not a curated record. The transcript has 21 exons. NCBI's taxonomy places the organism in Eukaryota, Metazoa, Chordata, Mammalia, Lagomorpha, Ochotonidae.
GUAAGACUAUUAUUUCCAUAUUGUUUCCAGAAAAAUAGUAAAAUUCUAUUGAGACUUUUUUUUCUAAUCCUUGUGAGGGUUCAGUUCUAGCCUAAGGUGCUUCUCGACUGUGAAUCCAUUGAUCCUGCCGAUCUUAAGUCUGCUCAGUGCAUCCCUCCUGCAGAAAGAGGACCAGCGGGCACCCCCAUAGGCACUCGCACCUGUGGGAACCAAUGGGCGUUGUAACAGGAAAUCACUUCAGCUUGCCUGUUCCGAUAGAUAGUAACGAGCAGCACCCAGGUCACGCUGCUUCAGUUUGCAGUUCCUUACUGGGAUUACACAAGGUUUCUUGAAGAUGUUUUAUGAUAAUAGAAGCCUAAGAGAGAAGCAACUUUGAAUUUGAACAUGACUGUGUGAACAAUUGUUCGCCUUUUCUUCCUGACCAAGGAGUUGGUGAGUCGUCUUCCUUUCAGUAAAUGUCCUUCCUGUCUUCCCAAUGUUCCAUCUCCUGAAACCUUACUUGAGUACGCAGGGAAGGGGGGUGGAAAGUGGAUAAAUGUAAAAUCAAUAAAGUUGAAGCUGACGUUUUUUGCCAGUAACAGUUCUGUUUCCACUGACAGUAAACGCUGAUAGAACAUUGUACUUUUAUUUAUUUAUUUAUUUAUUUAACAUGAGAUGUGCUUAGCUUGAUUGAGCAGGUUUCCCACCCCCCACCCCCAGGGAAUGGGAAAAAAUUCUGGAAAAACAUUUUAGAAAGUUCCUUUCUUCCAGAAUGCUAAAAUGGAAGUUGUAUAAAAUGCAAUUGACGUGAACUGUCUGACCAGGAAGUGCUCUUUUAAAGGCUCACUUAGAAAAGUAAGUGUCUGUAAUAACUUCCUGUCUCGGGAUGAAGGUGCUGGUAGCCUGAGAGUGAUCUUAGAACUCAAGUGGAGGGCAGUUUUAUUUUUCCUGUAAGAGGCUGGAUUUUUUUGUUUGUUUGUUUGUAUUAUAACCAUUAUUUUUAAAGAAAACCAUAUCUGGAACAAUCUUACCGAUCACUAUAGCUAAAUGAAGAAUAUUUAAAGACCUUACUUUAGUAUGUGGGAUUGAAAAUACCAGUACGGACAUGUAUCUAAGAAGAUUUAAUGUGCACCAUAUACACAAAAGCCUGAAGUUAUAAAGGCGAAAAGAAGAUUGCUGCUAAAAAUGAACCUUAGCAACACAGUGUACUUUGUGCCUCACAGAAAAAGGUACUGAAGCUCCACCAAAGCUUCUGUCGAUGAGAGGGAAAGCCUUCCAGAAGCAGGGUGCUUGCAGCGUUGGUCACCAUGCCUAAAGCGGCCCCCAAGGACCCAGAGAUUGCGGACCUGUUCUACAAGGAUGAUCCCGAAGAACUCUUUAUCGGUUUGCAUGAAAUUGGACAUGGAAGUUUUGGAGCAGUUUAUUUUGCCACAAAUGCUCACACUAAUGAGGUGGUGGCAGUCAAGAAAAUGUCCUACAGCGGGAAGCAGACACAUGAGAAAUGGCAAGACAUUCUUAAGGAGGUUAAGUUUUUACGACAGCUGAAGCAUCCUAACACCAUUGAGUACAAAGGUUGUUACUUGAAAGAACAUACUGCCUGGUUGGUGAUGGAGUACUGCUUAGGCUCAGCCUCUGAUUUGCUAGAAGUUCAUAAGAAACCACUCCAGGAAGUGGAGAUUGCUGCCAUCACCCACGGGGCCUUGCAGGGGCUGGCCUACCUGCAUUCUCACGCGCUGAUUCACAGGGAUAUUAAAGCAGGAAAUAUUCUCCUGACAGAGCCAGGUCAGGUGAAACUAGCUGAUUUUGGAUCUGCCUCAAUGGCUUCUCCUGCCAAUUCCUUCGUGGGCACCCCUUACUGGAUGGCUCCAGAGGUGAUCUUGGCUAUGGAUGAAGGACAGUAUGAUGGAAAAGUUGAUAUUUGGUCACUUGGGAUCACCUGUAUUGAAUUGGCUGAACGGAAGCCCCCACUUUUCAACAUGAACGCAAUGAGUGCCUUAUAUCACAUCGCCCAGAACGACUCCCCAACGCUACAGUCUAGUGAAUGGACAGACUUCUUUAGGAGAUUCGUCGAUUACUGCCUGCAAAAAAUACCUCAGGAAAGGCCAACAUCAGCGGAACUGUUACAGCAUGACUUUAUUCGAAGAGAGCGGCCCCCACGAGUCCUCAUUGACCUCAUUCAGAGGACGAAAGAUGCUGUGCGUGAGCUCGAUAACCUACAGUACCGGAAAAUGAAGAAAAUCCUCUUCCAAGAAACACGGAAUGGACCCCUGAAUGAGUCACAGGAGGACGAAGAAGACAAUGAACAUGGAACCAGCCUGAGCAGAAAAAUGGACAGCCUGGGCAGCAACCAUUCCAUCCCCAGCAUGUCCGUGAGCACAGGCAGCCAGAGCAGCAGUGUCAACAGCAUGCAGGAGGUCAUGGACGAAAGCAGCUCUGAGCUCGUCAUGAUGCAUGAUGACGAAAACACGCUCAGUCCCAGCUCCUCUGUCGUGCACAAGAAGGAUCAUGUAUUCAUAAGGGAUGAGGCGGGCCACGGCGAUCCCAGGCCUGAGCCGCGGCCUACCCAGUCAGUUCAGAGCCAGGCCCUCCACUACCGGAACAGAGAGCGCUUUGCCACGAUCAAAUCAGCAUCUUUGGUUACACGGCAGAUCCAUGAGCAUGAGCAGGAGAACGAGCUGCGGGAACAGAUGUCAGGUUAUAAGCGGAUGCGGCGCCAGCACCAGAAGCAGCUGAUCGCCCUGGAGAACAAGCUGAAGGCUGAGAUGGACGAGCACCGCCUCAAGCUGCAGAAAGAGGUGGAGACACAUGCCAACAACUCAUCCAUCGAGCUGGAGAAGCUGGCCAAGAAGCAAGUAGCUAUCAUAGAAAAGGAGGCAAAGGUAGCUGCAGCAGAUGAAAAGAAAUUCCAGCAACAGAUCUUGGCCCAGCAGAAGAAAGAUUUGACAACUUUCUUAGAAAGUCAGAAGAAGCAGUAUAAGAUUUGUAAGGAAAAAAUAAAAGAGGAAAUGAAUGAAGACCAUAGCACACCCAAGAAAGAAAAGCAAGAAAGGAUAUCCAAGCAUAAAGAAAACUUGCAGCACACACAAGCUGAAGAGGAAGCCCACCUUCUCACUCAACAGAGACUGUACUACGACAAAAACUGUCGUUUCUUCAAGCGGAAAAUCAUGGUCAAGCGGCACGAAGUGGAGCAGCAGAACAUUCGGGAGGAACUCAACAAGAAGAGGACCCAGAAGGAGAUGGAGCACGCCAUGCUGAUCCGGCACGACGAGUCCACCCGAGAACUGGAGUACAGGCAGCUGCACACAUUACAGAAGCUACGCAUGGAUCUGAUCCGUUUACAGCACCAGACUGAGCUGGAAAACCAGCUGGAGUACAAUAAGAGGCGAGAAAGGGAACUGCACAGAAAGCAUGUCAUGGAACUUCGGCAACAGCCGAAAAACUUAAAGGCCAUGGAAAUGCAAAUUAAAAAACAGUUUCAGGACACUUGCAAAGUACAGACCAAACAGUAUAAAGCACUCAAGAAUCACCAGUUGGAAGUUACUCCAAAGAAUGAGCACAAAACAAUCUUAAAGACAUUGAAAGAUGAGCAGACAAGAAAACUUGCCAUUUUGGCAGAGCAGUAUGAACAGAGUAUAAAUGAAAUGAUGGCCUCUCAAGCGUUACGGCUUGACGAGGCCCAAGAAGCAGAAUGCCAGGCCUUGAGGCUACAGCUCCAGCAGGAAAUGGAGCUGCUCAACGCCUACCAGAGCAAAAUCAAGAUGCAAACAGAGGCACAACAUGAACGGGAGCUCCAGAAGCUAGAGCAGAGGGUGUCUCUGCGCAGAGCACAUCUUGAACAGAAGAUUGAAGAGGAGCUGGCUGCCCUUCAGAAGGAACGCAGCGAGAGGAUAAAGUACCUACUGGAAAGGCAAGAGCGAGAGAUUGAAACUUUUGACAUGGAAAGCCUCAGAAUGGGAUUUGGGAAUUUGGUUACGUUAGAUUUUCCUAAGGAGGACUAUAGAUGAGAUUAAAUUUUUUUUUUUUUGCCAUUUACAAAAAAAAAAAAAAGAAAAAAGAAAAAAAAAGAAAGCUGAAAAAAAUUCAGACCCUGCAAAACCACAUUCCCCAUUUGAACGGGCGUUGCUCUCAACUCCUCUCUCUCUCUCUCUCUUACUGACAUCGUGUCGGACUAGUGCCUGUUUAUUCUUACUCCAUCAGGGGCCCCCUUCCUCCCCCGUGUCCACUUUCAGUGCUGGCCAAAACCCGGCCAUCUCUUCUACUCAUAGUACACGUCACAGUAUGGAUGUGGUUCAAAAAUGUUUCAGUGAAAA